UAAAAGUGUAAUCCUUUCCUAUGCUGCCCUGACUGCCGCCGCCUUGCAAAUCUCGCGAGGAUAGUGGCACACAAACGUCAACAGGAAGUCUUCAGCUGUUCACGUUAAGACCACAGCCAACGAGAGUCUUGAUCCGGUUGAUUGACGGGCUUUUUUGCCAAUCAAUCGUGACGAUUAACAAACCAAUCACAAGUGGACAAAUGAGAUUUUUUUUCCCUCAAAAAUUUGGUGUUCUGCAGAAAGUUCGUGAAAGUGGAUAUCACGAUUGCCACGUCACACGCAUACACUUUGAAUCAUUUUCAUUUACUGUCAUGUUUUUUCUUUCCAUAAUAACCUAUUUUAAUACGGAAGGACGUCCUUGGAAUACUUAGAAUUGCGUAAAGAUAGACCCUUGCCAUGUUGACAAGAAACAGACAACGUCUGAUGACGUGCCGUCAUCGAAUACGCCAUAUGACCCUUGUGCACCAAAGGGGAAAGGGCAUCGAGCUCCGCCCAUUGUUGUCAAGGUAACAUAGCAACAAGACCACUACAAAAUCUAAGUGCAAGUUAUUUUUUUCGACAAUCCGAACUGAUGACGUCAGUCAGGCCACGCUUUUUCACCCCUGCUCAGGUAGCGGCUCACAACACAUCAGCAGACCUGUGGGUCUCCUUCCUGGGCAAAGUGUGUGACCUGACUCCCCUGAUGAAGCAGUACGAGGGUGAUGUUCUGCUACUUCCCAUCUUGGAGUUUGCAGGAAAGGACAUAAGCAGCUGGUUUGACCCCGAGACCAAAGAUGUGUUGACCUUCAUCCAUCCACUGACCAACUGUGUGAGCUACUACACGCCGAGAGGACGAUUUGUGCACAUUCCCCCCGCUGUGCCUCGCUCUGACUGGGCCAGCGACAUUGACCCAUCCUGGUGGAAGGACCAACGCUAUGAGGUGGGCCGGUUGUCCUCUAAAACCAGGUGGAUAAGAGUCAUCAACACGCUGACGUCACAGGAGCAGCGACUGGAGGUGUGUUCCGAGGAGACGCUGGCUGAAAUCCGGGAGCGAUACCUACCCUACAACUCACAUGCAUGCAGCUACACAUGGAAACACAACGGACUGAGUCUGGACAUGAACAAGACACUGAGCGAAAAUAAUGUCCCGGACGACGAUGUCAAGCUCCAGCUGCUGCGCCUCGACUGUGACCUCUUCACCCCCGCCAUCCUCCUGCACUUUAAUGAUGACCUCACUGAGGGGUGACCUCUCACAUGAGACUCAACCUGUUGGCAAAGUUGUGUGAAUAAAGAGUGUGUGUAGAAAAAUAAA
Dunckerocampus dactyliophorus (ringed pipefish) is the source of this 1291-nucleotide messenger RNA. Its product is annotated as cytochrome b5 domain-containing protein 1. NCBI's taxonomy places the organism in Eukaryota, Metazoa, Chordata, Actinopteri, Syngnathiformes, Syngnathidae. Bases 572 to 1225 code for a protein of 217 amino acids. The transcript has 4 exons. The record is from RefSeq and is a predicted model, not a curated record.